This is a messenger RNA of Gavia stellata (red-throated loon), 1800 nucleotides long. It is a transcript of the gene POLR3H, whose product is annotated as RNA polymerase III subunit H. The record is from RefSeq and is a predicted model, not a curated record. Gene Ontology annotation, biological process: transcription initiation at RNA polymerase III promoter; DNA-templated transcription. The transcript has 7 exons. Gene Ontology annotation, molecular function: DNA-directed RNA polymerase activity; DNA binding. Gene Ontology annotation, cellular component: RNA polymerase III complex. NCBI's taxonomy places the organism in Eukaryota, Metazoa, Chordata, Aves, Gaviiformes, Gaviidae. Bases 122 to 967 code for a protein of 281 amino acids.
CGGCGGGUCUCCGCGUGCGGCGGGUCUCCGCGUGCGGCAGUUGCCCCUGCAGGGCUCUGGUUCCUGAGGCUGUUGGCGUCGUCGUGUCUGCUCUCGCUCCUCAGAAGCGCUGCCUGCCGCCAUGUUUGUCCUGGUAGAGAUGACUGACACAGUAAGAAUUCCUCCCUGGCAGUUUGAAAGGAAACUGAACGAAUCCAUUGCUGAAGAGCUAAACAAGAAAUUGGCUAAUAAGGUUGUAUACAAUGUUGGCCUCUGCAUCUGUUUGUAUGACAUCACAAAGCUGGAAGAUUCAUACAUAUUCCCUGGAGAUGGUGCAUCACAUACCAAAGUGCAUUUCCGCUAUGUGGUCUUCCAUCCCUUCCUGGAUGAGAUUCUGAUUGGACAGAUUAAAAGCUGCAGUCAGGAUGGCGUUCACGGCAUGAAGACUGUGCCCUCUGUUGAUGUAUGUACUUUCAGCUGGGUAAUUGUUUUGCUGCCAACUGAAAUUGAGCGUUGUGGCUCAGAGAAUAAUUACUGCAUGAUCUCAGAUGUCCUUCCUGAAAGAGGAAGGAGAAUAAGUCCUAAAAUGCAUUUUAGGAAUCACUGUGGUACAUCAUUUGCAAAGAAUCAUUUCAGUCUUAAUCAAGUUCUUUUCUCCAUAGUUUCUAUUGGAUUCUUUGAUGAUAUUGUCAUCCCCCCAGAAUCCCUGCAGCAGCCAGCUAAAUUUGAUGAAGCAGAGCAGGUGUGGGUGUGGGAAUAUGAGACAGAAGAAGGGGCCCAUGACCUUUACAUGGACAUUGGGGAGGAGAUCCGCUUCCGAGUCGUGGAUGAAACGUUUGUUGAUACAUCACCGACAGGUCCGAGCUCUGCAGAGGCUUCCACUUCAAAUGCUACAGAAGAAGUCCAGAAGAAAGAGGCACCCUACACUCUUGUGGGAUCAAUCAGUGAGCCAGGCCUGGGCCUCCUGUCGUGGUGGACAAACAGUUAGCUGCAAUCAGAGCUUGCUCCACAGAAAGUCUUUCCAGUGGAUGUUUGGGGAAUUACGGGAUCCUGCUGGUGCUCAUUGCUCCUCUGAAGCUGAAUGAGAAAUUAGACCUGCCAUUCUCUGUUUCCCCUUCAGCUUCCAACCUGCCAGAUCGAGACAGUCGCUUUCAAGAAAUGUCUUCACUGAUCUGUAGAAGUGAAUUUACAGGCACAAAAAGCCUUGAGUGCAGCAGCAACAAACUCAGCUGGAGCUUUGGUCUCCUGCCCUGGAGGGAAAACUGGGGAGGUCUUUACUUGCUUGAAUUAAGAAGGGAGUUGACUUCAGUGAGUGAAAGCAGGAGAGAAUGCCUGUCAAGAAGUAUUGCUUCCUUGGGCUGAGAGCUUGAUCUCAGAGGGGUAGAAACCUGCCCUUCUUUUGACAGGAAGUGGAGACAAAAGAGUGAAAAACUGGAGUUAAUAGAGGUGUGGUAGUCUGGAGACCUAGAAAAUGCUGCUGCUGGGAGGGCAAGGGAGGUGGUGGUAAUGUUCAUCUAAGAAUGGGCACUUAAGCCAUGGAUGAAGUCAGCCAAAAAGAUCUUGAAUGACAGCAGUUUACCCAAAAGUAACUUGGGCUCUGUGAAGAUGGCCACUGUGGAAGGCUACAGGCUGCUUAUUGUGCUGAAUGGAAAUACUUUAUUGGGUGGGCAGUAUUUAUGUAGAGUGAGCUAAACUUUGCAGGAGUUUGUCUGAAAAUAUGUAAUUAUGAACUGAAAUGGACCAAGGCUGCUUUGAGCAAGCUAAAUACUUGUUUGUGGGGGUGUGUUAAUACCAGAAAUGGAAUAAAUAGUAAAAACCACA